Molecule: messenger RNA, 1824 nt
Organism: Pieris macdunnoughi
Lineage: Eukaryota; Metazoa; Arthropoda; Insecta; Lepidoptera; Pieridae
Source: the annotation of a GenBank genome assembly
AUGCACCCAAGCCAAUCAGUACUAUUGAAUAUAUUGAAGCAUGAUCCAACUUUAUUAGAAGGCUAUACACAGAUUGAAAAUAAAGUAUACAGAAAGGGUGCCCCCUUAGACCAAUACCACAAAAAACUGAAAAUAUUUUGGCCAGAAUCGAUAUCAAAACAAUUAGUACAUACUUAUGAACAGCAACUCAAAAGUGGUACCGCUAAUAAGGCAGUGAUUCGUGCUUUAUGUAUAUGCAUGCCAAGAGACAGUCUAAUACAACUUCUCAUUCAAUACAUACCACAACAAGAUGUCAUAAAUUGGGCCACUAUUGAUGAAGGGAAUUUAAACAUACAACAGAAUUUGGCUAUGAAUAUGCAUGUAGCUCGUCCGCAACCUGGACCAGAAAUAGUCUUGGAUUAUGCAAAAGGUGAUUAUGUUCCCCAUACUUUACCUGCCCUUUAUUCUAUUUUUUAUAAUUUGAAUUGGUCACAAUCUCAAAAGUUUAUUCCUAUUAUGCUUUUAAAUAGAAAAGUCACUCUACAAAAGCAUGGAAUCCGUUUAGCAUUCAUGAAGCUUUUACCAAUGGAAGUCAAAAGAAUACUAACAGAAGUUCUUAAAGAGAAUAAAAAUUUGACAAUUAGGCAUGUAGCUUUUACAUUAACUUUUAAAGUGUUGUGUAAACAAAACAACCCAGCUAGAAUUCAGCAUUUAUGGCCUAUUAUGGAUAAUUUUUUGAAUGAUUUAACACAUGAAGAAAAUAACGCAAUUUAUGAUUUAUUGUUUCAAGUCGAAAAUCUGCCUCGCUCUGUACAAUCACAAUUUUUUUGUAAAGCUUAUAUGUUUCUUAAGAGUCACAUGACAUCUAAGAAGGACUAUUAUGCAGAUAUGAAGUAUUCCUUCAAGAAUUUAAUUAUCUACGCCCGUGAAAAUUGCAAUCAAUUACCUCCAGAAUUUUUAAAAAGUAUAUUGUUAGAAUAUAUAGAUGAGCUUCCCAACAAAGUUGAUAAGUUUGACAACAGUUCUAAAAUAGAAUUACUUUCUGCUUUCAUACUCUGUUCAUAUACAAAAGAAUCAAUAAGUGAGAAAUGCCAAUCAGUUUUAAUACCAUUUCUACAGAAAUGUUUUAAGCAUUGGAAUGACAUUAACACAGAUGUAGAAAAUAAGGAGAUAAUAGAUGAAUCAAUGUACUUUGUAAGGCUUUGCUUUCAUGAGUUUAUGAACACAUUUUCAAAGGAUACUAGACAAUUUAUAUCUGAAAAAAAUACAAUUGUUCCUACAGAAGCAUUUGAAAUUAUAAAAAAUGAGUUUCAAAAAUUUAUAGAUACUACUUGCUAUUAUUACUUAACAUUGACAAUGUUACAACUUAACUAUACUUUUUUAAUUAUUUUUGAAUCUUGCAAAAAAGAUGGAGAUGAUUGGGAUAAAACUUGUUUUAGAAUGUUGCCAGGAAUGGCCCAAGCAAUCAGUGAUCAUCUUAAAGACCACUGUAACAAGUAUUUCACACAUGUGUAUGUUUUAUUUGAAAGAGUGCUACAUACUAUUCUUACACAAUACCUAACAAAAAGCAUGAUUUUAGAAUUUCUUAAACAUUUAUUAAAUUGUGAAAAGUUUAUUCCUUUGUAUCUGGUGGUUAUUAAGUUGAUAUGUUACCAUUCAGAUGAAUCAGAUGAAGAUAAACAGAUUAUUAAAGAUUUGCUUGGAACUAUUUCUAGUCAUUCUUCACCUGAAGUACAAAUACAUUACUACCAUUGCCGCAACAUUCAACUUAAAAGCAUUACAGAGUCUAUGAUAUGUGAUAGAAUAAAGCAGAAAUAUGAUAAGAAUGUGCAAGUUAAUUUUUAA